Messenger RNA from Olea europaea var. sylvestris, 826 nucleotides. RefSeq names its product ankyrin repeat-containing protein ITN1-like. Gene Ontology annotation, molecular function: protein phosphatase 1 binding; protein phosphatase regulator activity. The annotation marks the transcript as partial. Lineage: Eukaryota; Viridiplantae; Streptophyta; Magnoliopsida; Lamiales; Oleaceae. Gene Ontology annotation, cellular component: plasma membrane. The transcript has 2 exons. The record is from RefSeq and is a predicted model, not a curated record.
GAUGACGUAAAUUAUAUUCCGCUACCCCUUUCCUUUCCUCCUUCUCCACCUCUGUUCCUCCACCGUGUGCCCCAAGCUCCGUCUUCUCUCCGAUGAAGUCUUUAUUGUUUAUAAAUAGUAAUUUUUAUGUACACCACCAUUAACCGCACCAAGUAAUGAUAAUUAGAAACAAAGAAACAAGAACGCUAGGAAGAUUUUUUUCUCGCCAUGGCUUCUAUAAUUGACCGAGAUGAGAGGGAUAUUGAAAUGGGCCUGAAACUGGAGCCCCCAUCGCCGUCGCCGUCGCCACGAGCGCCGGUAUUGGUGGUGUCGAAUUCCGGAAAGUCAUUGAUGUCGUCCAACUCCGCCAAGAUGUUGAUGGCAUCCAAUUCUGGCAAGGCAUUGGUGGUGUCCAACUCCGGCAAGGCCUUGGUCGGGUCAAAUUCCGGUAAGGCCUUGGUGGUAUCAAAUUCCGGGAAGAGAAUGGACCAGGCCGCUAAGAAAAAGUACGUGAAGCAGGUGACAGGGCGUCACAAUGACACUGAGAUGCACCUGGCAGCGCAAAGGGGCGACGUGGCGGCGAUUAAGCAGAUAUUGGGAGAAAUCGACGAGCAAAUGCUUCGAACUUUGAGCGGGGCUGAGUUUGAUGACCAGGUGGCGGAGAUUAGAGCCGCCGUGGUGAAUGAGGUUAAUGAGCUGGGGGAGACGCCGCUUUUCACCGCCGCAGAGAGGGGCCAAAUUGGUGUGGUGAAGGAGUUGUUACCUUACACCACCAAAGAAGGGAUCACAACCAAAAAUAGAUCAGGGUUUGAUCCCUUGCACAUUGCUGCAAGUCAAGGCCAUCAUG